Messenger RNA from Umbelopsis ramanniana AG, 950 nucleotides. RefSeq lists its product as uncharacterized. The record is from RefSeq and is a predicted model, not a curated record. The coding region runs from base 257 to 748 and encodes 163 amino acids. NCBI's taxonomy places the organism in Eukaryota, Fungi, Mucoromycota, Umbelopsidomycetes, Umbelopsidales, Umbelopsidaceae. Gene Ontology annotation, biological process: regulation of cyclin-dependent protein serine/threonine kinase activity. Gene Ontology annotation, cellular component: nucleus; cyclin-dependent protein kinase holoenzyme complex. Gene Ontology annotation, molecular function: cyclin-dependent protein serine/threonine kinase regulator activity; protein kinase binding. The transcript has 3 exons.
CCGUCCGCAUUGCUGAGCAUCGGCCUGCCCUAUUCCGCGAGCUUUCCGUUUCCCCUUUACUUUAUAAUCAUCCAUCCACUUAUCAUCUAUUUGGAGCACCUCCUCCUUCUCGCAAAUCAUGGCAUGGCCAUUUCAAGGCAUGCCGACCGACGCACUGUGCGGUUGAUAAAGCAUCGACCGCCCAAAGUGACAUAAGGAUCACUGACACGCGAUUGAUCCAAAUAAAAAAUACCUUGGGCUAUCAAAAAUUUAUUAUAUGCUAGUGUCUCCCUCGUUGUCAACGAGAAGUCCCGAGGCCUUGAUUUCAUUUACCAUCCAAAACGUUGGCAGUAUCUUGGAAUGCUCAAAACAAAGGCGAAGUCGACAUGAAUUGUUGCCACACUUGGCUCACUUUGUGCGAGAAACAUACUUUAAAUGCCAGCUCUCACCCACCGUCUUGAUUGUCGCUCUGAUCUACCUGGAACGUCUCAAAACCAGUUUACCAGUACAAGCUCGAGGAGACUUUGACACCCCGUACAAAAUCUUUUUGGCUGCCAUUGUCAUCGCCUCUAAAUAUACAGAAGAUUAUAGCUUACAAGCGACAGUCAUUAGAGCCACCAUUGCCCCAGUAUUUUCAGCUAGAGAAAUGAACGAAAUGGAACGAAGUUUUCUAGGACUCAUCAAAUUCAACCUUCAUGUUGAUCUCGCUCAGGUGGAGCGAUUUGUACAACAGCAUGGUGCACAGCUUGAGCUGGAACUCGGCCUCUGAACACGAAAGUGCGAUUUUCACAAUUUUCUAUGUACAUUUUUUUUUUGCUAUCCCCACCACCACCCACAACAACACGGUCAUGAUUUACUCACACACACACACACAAGCCCGACCAGGAUGUUGGAUUGAAUUGAGCCUGUCAUCAUUUGGCCUUUUACCCUACACUACCUUUCUUGAUGUAUCAUAAAUUUCCUUCAUACUA